AUGAUUCUUAAACGAGCCCUAAAAAAGGUAAUGGUAACAGCAGCUGUUGCGCUGGCUUGUCUGCAAAGCGCCAGCUGUCUAAAAGAGAGCGACAUAGCAAUUAUAAAAGCGUAUGCUGACAACAGAAGGAGCUCAUUAGGCAGAGAGAUUUCUCUACGCCGCAAUUACUUUAAAAAGUUCAGAGCUCUUAAUUCCAACGCACAAGCGCUGAACUCGCAGAGUAUCAUGGAGGAGGACAUGGAGAUAGAAAAGACAAAUAUGAAUUCUAUAAUGGAAAACUUUGAAACCUUCAAGAAAAUGUCCGAUAAUCUUAUAGUUGUCACAGAUAACACAAUGGACAUAUACAGCCUUCUAAACAACCCCAACUUUACCCGCACUCAAGAACAAAAAGAGUCAUGUCGGGCACAAAUUGAAAAAAAAGAAGAUAUCAUAAGGGAAAAGAUCUCAUACAUUCUCACCUAUGCUACUUUGUUAAAUGCAAAUAUAGGCGCGUAUGACUCGCAUAUGAUGGAAGUGAUCGCAAAAUACAGUGAAACAGAGAAGAUAACAAGCGAAGAGCUGAAAAACCUAACGCUCUUUAAACUGGCGCAAAGCCAAAAGAUUGUGCCUGCCAACAUAAUAUACGCUCUCUCUAAGGUCGGCCCGUUUGAGCUAGAGAAUGAAACUGAAAAAGAAAAAAUUAUGGGGGAAAUAAGCGAAAACGUACGACUCCGUUUGAUUUCGAACAACAACGUAGAAACUUUCGUGGAUGCUAUAAAGAAGGACGUAGUAGAAAACAACAUCAACAUAUUCGUGUCAGCCAGCACACACUUCCACCUGCUGUUCGACAUAUACAGCCCAAUGUCCAGGCCUAAAUCAUCUCUCGUAGACGAUGCAACAAUGAGCAUAUAUCUCGACCUUCUAAGAUCUGAUUUUUGUGACGUUUAUAAGUACAUAAAUAUUACGCCUGUGCAGGUUAUGAAGAUAAUAACAAUAGAAUACCUGCUGAGUGGGUAUCUUAUGGACUACCAAAACAACAGUCUAUUCUUCAUCCUAGGCAAAAUAAUAGAAAAUGUCUUCGAGCCACAGCAUCUCAACAGCAGAAACGAUGAAGAAGACGCAAGAAUGGGAAGAGAAAAACAGGACAAAAUCCUUGAUGUUCUAAGCACCUUCUGGGAAAGCUCCGAAAGCGCUUAUCUACCAAAGAAAGCCGCUGAGCUGUAUGAUGAGAUUGGCAUUGAGUAUUUUGACUUUAUAGGAAUACAAAGCGACUUUAAGCUUUCCAGGUGGAUAUACGAUGGCACAUCAGAAAUACUAGAUAACAUAAGAAUGCCAUCUUCUAUGACAUACACGCAUCCUCUAUGGUAUGUAUGCAAACGAGAAAAGUACAUUGACUAUUUAGACGGAAACGUCUAUGGUGAUCUGAAGCUGUUUGUGCGAACAAAAACUGGCGAUGUUGUAUUUAUGCCUCCUACAAUAUAUACAUCUGUUUCUGCUUAUUGGGAAAUAUACAUUGAAAAAUGCAUCAGAUCGUAUAUUUAUGGUGAUGUGCAGAUAAUCAAGAAAAAAGAUGGCAGCGGUGUCUAUGCAACUGUUGCUGAUUUUUCUGAUUUCUUCAAGAACAUAAUACAAGAAGAAAACGCUGAAAAGAGGGAAAAUGAGACCAGCACAGCCUAA
This is a messenger RNA of Nematocida minor, 1656 nucleotides long. RefSeq lists its product as uncharacterized. The transcript has a single exon. The record is from RefSeq and is a predicted model, not a curated record. Lineage: Eukaryota; Fungi; Microsporidia. Bases 1 to 1656 code for a protein of 551 amino acids.